This is a messenger RNA of Suncus etruscus (white-toothed pygmy shrew), 2209 nucleotides long. It is a transcript of the gene GORASP2, whose product is annotated as golgi reassembly stacking protein 2. The transcript is spliced from 10 exons. Gene Ontology annotation, molecular function: protein binding. Gene Ontology annotation, biological process: Golgi organization. Bases 70 to 1425 code for a protein of 451 amino acids. NCBI's taxonomy places the organism in Eukaryota, Metazoa, Chordata, Mammalia, Eulipotyphla, Soricidae. Gene Ontology annotation, cellular component: Golgi apparatus. The record is from RefSeq and is a predicted model, not a curated record.
GGGCGGGGGGCGGGAGCGGAGCGGAGCAGCGCAGCCCGGCCCGGUACUGGCUCGUCCGCCGCCGCCGCCAUGGGCUCCUCGCAGAGCGUCGAGAUCCCAGGCGGGGGCACGGAAGGCUACCACGUCCUGCGGGUACAAGAAAAUUCCCCAGGACAUAGAGCUGGUCUGGAGCCAUUCUUUGAUUUUAUUGUUUCUAUUAAUGGUUCGAGAUUAAAUAAAGACAAUGAUACUCUUAAAGAUCUACUGAAAGCAAAUGUUGAAAAGCCUGUAAAAAUGCUUAUCUACAGCAGUAAAACACUGGAGCUCCGAGAGACCUCAGUCACUCCAAGUAACAUGUGGGGUGGCCAGGGCCUUUUGGGAGUGAGCAUUCGCUUCUGCAGCUUUGAUGGGGCUAAUGAAAACGUAUGGCAUGUGUUGGAAGUAGAAUCCAAUUCUCCUGCAGCACUGGCAGGUCUUCGACCUCACAGUGAUUAUAUCAUUGGAGCAGAUACUGUCAUGAAUGAGUCUGAAGAUCUAUUUAGCCUUAUUGAAACACAUGAAGCAAAGCCAUUGAAACUUUAUGUGUAUAAUACAGACACUGAUAACUGUCGAGAAGUGAUUAUUACACCAAAUUCUGCAUGGGGUGGGGAAGGCAGCCUAGGAUGUGGCAUUGGAUAUGGAUAUUUGCAUCGAAUACCUACUCGCCCAUUUGAAGAAGGAAAGAAAAUUUCUCUUCCAGGACAGAUGACCAAUACGCCUAUUACUCCUCUUAAAGAUGGGUUUACAGAGGUCCAGCUGUCCUCAGUUAAUCCUCCAUCCUUGUCGACCCCAGGAACUACUGAAAUUGAGCAGAGUCUGUCUGGACUGUCUAUUAGCUCUACUCCACCAGCUGUCAGUAAUGUUCUCAGUACAGGUGUACCAACCGUACCAUUAUUGUCACAAGUAAGCCAGUCCCUUGCUUCUGUGUCACCAUUGAACCCAGCUACUACAUUACCAGGUCUGAUACCUUUACCAGCAGGACUUCCUAACCUACCUGCCCUCCCCAAUCUCAACCUUCCCACGCCACACGUCAUGCCAGGUGUCAGCUUACCAGAACUUAUAAACUCGGGUCUACCACCUAUUCCUUCCUUGCCUCCCCGAAACCUACCUGGCAUUGCACCUCUUCCCAUGCCAUCCGAGUUCCUCCCUUCCUUCCCUUUGGGUCCGGAGCUCUCCUCUGCAGCAGGCCCUGGGGAGCUGCUGCCCCCGACCAGCAUCCCACCCUCUGGCCCUGUCACCGCCACGGCAAAGGCAGACGCUGCCCCUACACUCACUGUGGAUGUGACGUCCCCCAUCCCCAAGGCCCCCACCACCGUGGAGGACAGAGUUGGCGAGUCAGCCCCACCCAGCGAGAAGCCUGUGUCUGCAGUGAUGGAUGCAAAUGCCUCAGAGUCCCCUUCACUUUGAACCCGUCUUGGAGGCGGCAUGACGUGUGCCUACGUAACCACGGAGCGAGUCUGGAAAUGCAAACUACCAUUAAUUUCAUACUAGUUUGUACCUAUCUGUAGGCAUCCUGUAAAUAAUUCCGAAGGGAAAACUAAGCUAGAGGAUGUGGGCUUAUCUCCUGCCAAGUCAGGAUGGGGCUGCCAGGGCUGGGAGGGGAAGGUCAGAAAGUACUUGUAUUUUAAAACAACCAAAAAAAAAUUGUGAGGGUGGCUUGCUGCCAGGUUUCCACUGCCAUUCUUGGGGUGUUCAUCUUUGGGAAAGGGGUGACAAGGCACUCUCAAGGCCCCUUACCUCCCUGCUGCUCCUCUGUAAGAAAAAGAAAUAUUUUAUGCCUAGUACUCUCAUGCAAUGUCUCUUGUAUUUUGUAAACCAUUUGUAAGAAUGCCAGACCACCUGAGUGAACUGGGAAAGGAAGAUUGGUUUUACUUUUUGGUCUCUGAAUCCCAUCUCUGUUAAGGUCUACACAAAAAUCCGAGUGAAGAUGUCUGUUAAAGUUCACAAUGUGCACUCUUAAUUGAACAUCUUUUUAUUCAGCCUAUCCACAGACCCUUGUUUGGAGCUCUCGAAAUUACUCAGACAACAUUUUGUAACUGCUGCUGAUGCUUUACACGCCCACCGAAAAAUGACAUUUAAAAAUAUAAAUAAAGGAGAUGUUACGCAGUUUUCAACCAGAAGGUGGCACUCUGUGGCUACUUAUAGCUAUAACCGAAAAGCAUAAAUACAGCAAUAAAUCACAGUCAUUUUA